Armigeres subalbatus is the source of this 935-nucleotide messenger RNA. Its product is annotated as E3 ubiquitin-protein ligase rnf8-like. Lineage: Eukaryota; Metazoa; Arthropoda; Insecta; Diptera; Culicidae. The transcript is spliced from 2 exons. The record is from RefSeq and is a predicted model, not a curated record. The coding region runs from base 207 to 638 and encodes 143 amino acids.
GCUCAUUGGUUCAGUCAUUGAGUGAGUUGCACAUCGCCUUCGCCUGUCGUCAGUGUAUCACCGUAUGAAGACUUUUCUUUAUAAAAUUUCCAGUGUUCUAAAGUUUUACUGAAAAGUGACUAAAAAGAAAGUUACCUAAUAAUUAAUUUAAUCGGAAGUGCGUAGAUUGUACUCCUGUUGAUAUACUUCUUACCGUUGAGACUAAUAUGUCAGUAAUAGAGACUGAUGUUUUGUGUUGUUCUGAAUCCCCAAUCUUCGUUAGUUGUUGCCGAUACAAUCUCCGGAACAGAGGUUCUACAACGUUUACGGUACUAACCGAGCCGGAAUGUCCCAUCUGUCUGACAGAGCUUUUCGACAAACCCGUGAUCGUGAAUUGUGGUCACACCUUCUGCGAAAAGUGCAUUCGUGAAACGAUGGUUAAGUACAAGAACUGUCCCUUGUGUAACCAGGUGCUUAUUGCAUCACUUUUCCUCAGCGAUAAAAGGUUCACUCAACAAUUGAUCAACAAGAAGCAGACUGAGAGUCUUAUCCAGAUUAAUAGUCAGAUCGGAAAGAACGUGGGAAACAAAUGCUUGGAAAGUGUCAAGUCGCAACGAAAGUCGUCGACAAUCAGUAAGAAAAGUCCGUAUCUAACCUGAGAAAGUCUAACAAAACUAAAUGACUGUCUUUCAUCUGAUAAAUGCAGCUAUGUAGAGAAAAUUGCGGAUUUCGCUUUAGCGUGAAUAUCUGAUUCAUAUUUAUUUUUGUUAUUUGUCUAUUAAUGAACACUGCAAUAUCUAUAAUAAUGCUGUGAACAUUAAUCAAAGCUGCAAUUCUGCAAUAUUUGAUAUGUGUUAUGUACUUACCAAGAAAGAAAGUGCUACCUUUCUCCCUUUCCAUCUAUACUACUCACGCAGUUUUAUUAUAAUUAAUCAUUAAAAAUAAAUGCCAAUAAA